Anguilla rostrata (American eel) is the source of this 2569-nucleotide messenger RNA. RefSeq names its product solute carrier family 22 member 31 (gene slc22a31). The transcript has 8 exons. The record is from RefSeq and is a predicted model, not a curated record. Gene Ontology annotation, biological process: transmembrane transport. Lineage: Eukaryota; Metazoa; Chordata; Actinopteri; Anguilliformes; Anguillidae. Gene Ontology annotation, molecular function: transmembrane transporter activity.
CACUAAAUAAAACGAAGUGCGCCGCGGAACGGAAAGUAAAUUAGGAGGAGAUAUUACGUACAUAUACUUGUGAACAUAUAAGUGCGUUUAUCGGAACCGGAUAAUAUUAGGCUGCGAUUAGGUGAGUUGGAAUGUAAAUAGUAAGGCGGCUAAGUUUACAGCUCUUGUGUUUGAUAAGGCGGGACACCUGUGCAUGUUGAGUCCAACAAAUCCUUAACUUUUUACGUAUGCAGCAUUUUGAACAUGUCGCCUGUGUGUAAUACACUUUAUAUAGAAGGCUGACACACAUGACGUGAAUGUUUUUCUGUGAAUCAUGAAGCGUGAGUUAUAAAAGCGACAUUUGUGAAUUGGACUGUGAGAAGUUUGCGAACUACGGAGUGGAGAACGUGUGAAAAAAAGGAAGGGAUUUAUCACGACUAGUUGGAAUACACCCCACCAUUCGCGAUCAUUUGCAUACCGGCUUUCCUCUGGCGUUCUAGCUUUCCAAGUGUAAGUUUACUUCGAGCUCUCGUCUCGACAGCUGCUCCAGCGGUACGGCCACAGACGAUGGACUUUGAAACCAGGAUUUACCCCCGAAUCGGUGGUUUUGGGCGAUACAACCGCAUUGUAGCGUUUUUCAGCUGGAUUCCAAACUUUGCUGUAGCGUUGAACCUUUUCUGCGAUAUCUUUUUCACGUUGAUUCCGGAGUCGUACCACUGCAAACCGGACCCUUCCCUGCUGCCCUCCGACUUUAUGCUAAGCAAUCUCUCCAAACAGGAGUACCUCAAUUUCACUAUUCCCUGGGUGAAGGGGUCUGGCUUGAGCCACUGCGAAUUGUACGAGUACCCCGCCAACUUCACCAAUUUUACAGAAACGCUUCCCAAAGAAGUUGUGCACUGUACAAGAGGAUGGGAAUACACGCACGAAGUGGGUCUUCAGAGCAACUAUGUAACCGAGUGGGACCUGGUGUGUGGAAACUACUGGAAGAUCCCUGUUCAGCACAUCUGCUUCAUGACAGGCUGGAUCCUGGGCUAUGUCCUGCUGGGCACUGCCUGUGACUGGCUUGGCAGAAGGCAGGGGUUCCUGCUCUCCGUUGCUCUCUCUGGCCUGCUGGGCGUGGCCGUCUGUCUGUCCAACAGCCCCACCGUGUUCCUGCUGCUUCGCCUUUCCCAGGGGGCCGUGCUCGCCGGCGUCUUCCUGUCCUCGUACAUCGCCCGUCUUGAGCUAUGUGACCCUUCUCACCGCCUCAUGAUUGCCAUGAUUGGUGGGUUCUUCGCCGUGUCUGCCGAGCUGUUGUUGCCAGGAUUGGCGUUGCUGUGCCGUGAUUGGCCCGUGCUGCAAGCUGUUGCCACCCUGCCCCUGCUUUUCCUGCUCUCCUAUUGGUGCUGUUCCUCCCUGUUUCCUGAGUCCCCUCGCUGGCUCCUGGCAACUGGUCAGAUCCUUCAAGCCAGGAAGUCUGUCCAGAGCUUCUCCACCAGAAACGGCGUGUGUCUGAACGAAGAGAUCUACCCUGCGGAGACCGUGCUGUCAGAGAUGGACGUGGCGUAUUCCGAGGACUCCCCACCCCGGUACCAUCACGUGCUGGAACUGCGCCACACGCGGGUCAUCUGGAGGAACUGCCUCAUCCUGGGGUUCACCCUGUUCAUCGGCACGGGGAUCCAGUACUGCUUCACCAGGAACCUGCACGCUUUCUCCGCGCGCUUCUACUUCGGCUACUUCCUGCGCGUGGGGACCGGCGCGGCGGCGUGCGUGCUGCUCUGCAUGUCCGUGGACCGCAUGGGCCGCCGGGGCGUCCUGCUGCUGUCGGCCAUCGUCACGGGCCUGUCCUCCCUGCUGCUGUUGGCCCUCACUCAGUCUGUGUGUAAUAAUUCUGUCCUGUGUUUAGCUGUAUGUAAUAAUGCUGUCCUGUGUGUAGCUGUAUGUAAUAAUGCUGCGUUUGCCUGUGCAUGCUGACUCUGUUCUGUUUCCAUGGUCACGUUCACGCUGUGCAGCGGUGGGUCUCUGGGGCUGAUCCUGGCGGCGGGCUGCGUGGGCAUGGCGGCCUCCUCGCUGAUGGAGCUCCAGAACAACGCGGGCUACUUCCUGCACCACGUGGUGUUCGCCUCCUUCGCCGUGCUCUCCGUCCUGUGCGUCAUGCUCCUGCCGGAGAGCAAGCGCAAGCCGCUGCCAGACUCGCUGAAGGACGGCGAGGGCCAGCGGCGGCCGCCGCUCUUCCUGUCCCGCGCCGAGCGCGAUGACCUCCCGCUGCUCCGCUCGCGCCCCCGGCCCUCCGAGUACAACCCCGACAGCUACUCCCGCCUGGUCGCCGCCACCAAGAAGAUGCUGGCCAAGGACACGGUGCCCUACAAGAUCGGCCUGCCUCCACAGUCCCCUCUGCUGGCCAGCAACGGGAGCGCGCACGGGUUGCUGGGUAGCCAGGGGAUACGCGAGGAGGACUCUUCUUAGGUCCUGGCCCCUUCCCAUCGCAACCCCUCUUCCCCUGGACGGGUCGCCCUCCCCUCUCCCCUCACCUGGAGAGCAAGCCAGGCGCAAAAUGCUGACCUGAAUGGACCUGAAUGAUGGGGGUUUUUUUGGGGGGGGGGGGGUGGGG